Molecule: messenger RNA, 1767 nt
Organism: Ornithorhynchus anatinus (platypus)
Lineage: Eukaryota; Metazoa; Chordata; Mammalia; Monotremata; Ornithorhynchidae
Product: E3 SUMO-protein ligase PIAS3-like
Exons: 16
Coding region: 187-1767 (526 amino acids)
Biological process (GO): regulation of transcription by RNA polymerase II; protein sumoylation
Molecular function (GO): SUMO ligase activity; zinc ion binding; transcription coregulator activity
Source: RefSeq, a predicted model, not a curated record
CUCCUCGCCUAUUGGCUGAGAGAUCCUGUGUCUUGAGAAUCUGAGCCAAUAGCUACCCUGUUGGCGGGGCCUAAGGUCGAUGAUAGCUGGAGCCAGCUGGUUCGACGUUUGACAGAACUGCUAGGCAGACGGGAGUAACUGACUGGAAAACCCUGCCGGAAGGCAAAAGUGAGGCCAUCAAUAAAUAUGGAUGCAGAGAAAGAUGAGGAUCCUACCAGUGUCUCAUCCACCCAGCCCGUUGUCAAGAUGGAGCCACUGAUGUUCUACAGAGUUUGUUUUGAGAUAGCAAAACCCACAAAACUGGUGCCUAAGAAUUCUGCGAUAUGUAGGAAAAUAAAGAUGGGUUUCAUGGCCCGCCGAGAAGAUUUCGACGAUAUCCUCAGGACAAGUGAGGUGCCGCUGGAUGAUAAGACAUUGCAAAUGCAGUUGCGGUUCUGUUUAUGGCGACCCCAACAUCCUCAAGUCGAUCAUCUUCCUCGACACUUGAAUGUCACGGUCAACCGGAAAAAGUGUUUCGUUCUGAAAGAGAAAGAGUCCAAUCAGCGCCCCAUCAACAUCACGGAUCUGGUGCGUUUCUCGGACGUGGAGCACAACGUCAUAAAGGCCACUUGGUCACUGACCGAUAGGCGGGAAUACGCCAUGUCUGUCUGCUGGGUGAAGCCUCUUACCACAGACAAUUUACUACAGGAGCUGAGAGCAAAGGAUGUUUUCCCUGCAAACAAGACACGGGCCAUAAUUCGGGAGAAGCUGGCAUCCCAUGGAGAAGAAGAACCUGCCCCCAGCAGCCUCCGUAUCUCCCUCAUAUGCCCGCUGGGAGGGACCCGUGUGUCCGUGCCCUGCCGCGCGCUGUCCUGCUCCCAUCUGCAGACUUUCGAUGCGAUCCAGUACCUGAAAUGGAACGAGGAUAAGGAGACAUGGAGAUGCCCGAUCUGUGUCAAAAGAGCAUACUUCAGAAAUCUGCUGGUGGAUGAGUUCUUCAUCGACAUCCUCAACACCAGUCCUAACUGUGAAGAUAUUGAGCUCCUGCCUGAUGGGUCCUGGUACCCAGUAGAGCCCAGGAGAGACACGGAUGACAGUAACGCCCCCGGCCCCAGUGGCCUCCAAGGCCCUCCUCCUGCCAGCAACAGUGAAAUCCCUAUGACUGCCCCGAGAGACUGCAGGUUGUCCAACGUAGAGCUGCAGAUUCCAGCCACCACGGUGGACACCCCGACCUCCAUGACCAUGAUAGUGGCGAGAAGACAUCAGCAGCCCUCAGGCCUGUUCUGGGGCCUGCCCCAGGGCAGAAACCUCCAGCAUUCUAGAUCCCCGCUUUCUUCCCCGGAGGCAAUCUCCACAAGGGCAUUCCAUGACCUGAAUGUCCCAUCUCGCUGUAAUAUCAUUAAACCGCCCUACGACUGGUCCUUCACCUCUCAGACCAGAUGUGACUACUGCUACAACCUGACCUGGCGCCCUGCAGUCCCGGCCCCGGCCCCAGCCCCGGCCCUGGCCCCACCCAUAGGCCCGGCCCUGACCCCGGCCCUAAGCCCGGCCAUGGCCCCGCCCCUAGGCCCGGCCCUGGCCCCGGCCCCGAUCUUGUCUCCCACCGUAGCCAUGGUGAGCACCCUCGGGGGGCAGUGGCGAGGAGCCGAGGCCAUGCCACCUAUGCCUCCUACCUACGUGGCCUCAGCCGACCCGAAAACUGGAGCUAUCUUCACCCAGGCGGGCUUUGUCACAUUCAGGAUCUGCCUCUGCUUUCAAGUCUGCUUCAUGGUAUACCAGUUUUCAUGA